Molecule: messenger RNA, 3081 nt
Organism: Haliotis rufescens (red abalone)
Lineage: Eukaryota; Metazoa; Mollusca; Gastropoda; Lepetellida; Haliotidae
Product: serine/threonine-protein phosphatase 6 regulatory ankyrin repeat subunit A-like
Exons: 4
Coding region: 224-1867 (547 amino acids)
Biological process (GO): intracellular signal transduction
Molecular function (GO): protein binding
Source: RefSeq, a predicted model, not a curated record
AGCACCUGUAAUUUUCUAUUUUCAUUCAUGACAUAGGAUAAUUUUCAGUGCAUGGGAAGAUGUAAACAAAGGCAUAUCUUACAGUUUACUCACUGCAUGUCAUCGCUGGUGCGUAAUUGAAUGAUGGAUUGUCGACAGAUGGAUACAAGCAGUUGGACAACAAGCUAAUAGAUCAGACAUUACCUGCAAGAGCCAAGACAGGUGAAACAAACAGCUGUUGACAAUGGAGAGCCAGCCAGAGGACCAGCCAUCAGUAGUUAUUCCUAUAGAUCUCUUCACUGAAGCCCUGAAAAACAAUGAUUCAGCACAAGCAAUAUCCUAUCUGUCAGACCCAGUGUUCAGACUGAAUGUAUCCCUGGGAGAAUGUCUCGUUGAAUGUGCCAAAUAUGGCAACCUGAUUGCCCUCGACUUCAUCCUCAACCUCCACAAUCGAAUCCAUCAAUGUAUCAGUUACACCGACGAGAGCAACAAGCGCGCUCUGCACCACGCAGCCAUGCACGGACCCCUGGAGUGUGUGGUGCGACUUGUCCGCGCGGGCUCGACAGUCAACUGCUGUGACAGUGAGGGCUACACACCCCUGCUGUGUGCCUGUCAGGGGGGCAGGGCCGAUAUUGUGCAGUACCUUGUCAAAGAAGGGGCUCACAUUAAUUCCUCUCGGUCAUAUAAAUUUGGGGAGACUGCUCUGCAUAUAGCAGCUAAACAUGGCCAUGCAGAGACUGUGGCCAUCCUGCUUGACGGCCGUGCAGACAUAAAUGCCACAACCAGGAAUGUUGAUGGUAAUGGGGGAUAUACGGCUCUACACAAAGCGGCAAACGGCGGACACACGCGAGUUAUUGAAAUUCUGUGUAUGAGGGGUGCCAUAUUGGAUCUGAAAGAUUCCAUGGGUAAAACUCCAUUGCAUUUUUCAGCUGAGAAGGGAGACAUUCUCAGUGUGGAGAUUUUCAACAAAUGUGGAGCACCGAUCAAUCUUCAGGACGAGCGGGGUAAGACGCCACUGGCCCUAGCUGUUCGAGAAGGCUACCCAGAGGUUGUCAAACACCUUAUACGGUGUGGCUCAGAUAUUAAUAUGAGUGAUACAAGAAGCCUGUCACCUUUGCAUUCAGCAAUAGCGGUACUGAAUUACGAGAUCGCCGAGUCUCUGCUACAAGCCGGCGCCGUCAUCAACUGUCAGACCAAUGACACACAGGAGUCGCCGCUGAUGGUGGCCCUCAGCAUGGGUCGGCCUGACCUGGUGCAACUCAUGCUGAAUAACGGGGCCGACGUGAAUCUCUGUGACUUCAAGUGCUACUCUCCUCUACACCGGUCUCAGACAAUUGGAUACCCUGAUACUGUGAAGGAGGAGUUGACGGAGCUACUGUUGCAGGCCGGAGGGAAGCUGAACGCCAGAGAUCACCAGGGACACAUUCCACUUCAUCGUAGCAUCUUCACGGGCUCCAUCCGGGGCAGGCAGUGUACGCCCUGCAUCCGGCUCCUGGUGGAGGCGGGCUCCAAGCUGAAGCAAGACACUUUCGCUCAUACAAGAACUUCGCCAUUGUACUGGUUAUGUUCCAAGGGAGAUCUGAACAUCGCUAGAUACCUCGUCCAGUGUGGAUGGGAACUACAGUCCGAAUCCUGGAUCCGAUUUUCGGGGAAAACUCCGGAGCAGACCCACUUGCAUCGCCUGUUCCAGAUCCUGAACAAGUCCGUGCACUCCCUGAAGAUCCUGUGUCGAGCAGUGGUGAGGGAAACAGUAUCAUUGGCAGUGGAGGACGCGGAAAUAGUAUCUCCCAUCACUAGCCUCCCCUUACCUCAGGCGGUCAAGAACUUUCUCUGUUUGAGAACCUGUGAGGUUUCGGAGGAUGAUGUGUUGAUGAUGGAAAGUCAUUAGUGAGAACAUUGUAAAUGUUUAUGUCACAAUCUCAUCAAAAUCAGGUGUUUUAGUCGAUACAACACUGCUUGGAUAAUUUGAGGACAUUAUUUUGUCCAGAGUAGGUCUUGUUAGGUGAGCAGCCUCAUCAGUUAAUCAGCACUGAGUCUUCUAAAUUCUCGGUACUAAUAAUUCAGGCAAUUUUAUCUGAUUUCUGUAUCUCUAGAACAAAUAAAAUGGCCAGUUCUGAAUGUAAAUAACGAAAGCUGCACCAUGCUUUCAUGGGGGAUGUUUUAUACAUUCAGUCGUUCAACCAACCGACCAGGUGUUCCUUAUGUUUUAGAAAGCUGACAUCUGAUUAGCUCAAGAUCUCAUUUAGCUUGGGGGUCAAAAGUCUCUCGGAGUUCACAUGGCGUUACUUUCCGUGGAGCUGUUGUUGCCAGAUUUAGACACAGGUAUCACUUGGGAUUAAAAAUCUGAUUCUAAUGAGAUUGUCUUUGUACUAACCUAUAAUCAAACCAUGCUGAAUGCUUCCAGUAGUAUUUAUUUGUGUCCCAGAUAUCGGCAUGUUAGUGCAUCGUCGUAGUUGUGUUAUAUGCUAUGGGUAAGGGAAUUGCACAGAAGAGCAUUUCCCAUGAUCACCGUAGUAAGCGCCCUGCUCCAAUAAGCGCUGCGUGACCAAGCUGUAAGUAAUCUUUGUAAGCAUGUUAACGCUCCCUAAAGAUUAUUUAGAGAAAACAAUUGCCAAGUUAGUGUAUUUUUAUUGAUGUUUGUAAGUUUGUUCACUACCACUCAAUCUGUGACAACAGGUUUAACUUGUGUAUGGUUUUAAUAAGCGGUCACUUAUUACAGCAAGUAUGGUGCAUUUAGUUAAAUGUAUGUAAGAAUGUUGAACUGAUUCAAAUCAAGGGAAUCAGCAUCCAUUACUAAAUGUGAAAUACGUCCAGACUGUUUUAUUGAGAACUUAUAUUAUUUGAUAUUUUUGACAUCAGUGUCUAUAAGAAAGAAAAUAUUUUGAACAAAUUGCCCAUUUAUCAUCAGAAUUUUUAACAGAACAUCUUUGAGAUGACACAGUGACAAUGUUUACAGGGCACUUCUUGUCCUUGCACCUUAUAAAGGGGCAGGGGCAGGGACGGGGUCGGUGGGUAGGUUAGUAGUUAAAGCGUUCUCUUCUCACUCCAAAGUCCUGGGUUCGAUUCUUCACAUUGGUACAAUGUGUGAAGCCCUUUCUGGUG